Molecule: messenger RNA, 1792 nt
Organism: Xylaria bambusicola
Lineage: Eukaryota; Fungi; Ascomycota; Sordariomycetes; Xylariales; Xylariaceae
Exons: 3
Coding region: 102-1583 (493 amino acids)
Source: RefSeq, a predicted model, not a curated record
UCGUCGUCACGGUGGCUUUUCGAGCGCUUCGAACAGCUGGCCUAACACUCGGCCUCGGCCUCACCGCCCUCGCCGCUUACAAUCAAUCCAGGCAGGGCCGAAUGGCGUCUCGGGCCCAGCAUCUCGAACCAGCUGAGGGGCGAGAGAUAGUCUUUUGCCACAUCUGCCGGCAUGAGUGGUAUCGCGAUGAACACCCUGGCGAUUUCGCUUGCCCCGUUUGCGGCCGAGAGUUCAUAGAGAUUGUCACCCCCGAAUCCGACCCUCGAGGAGACGACGGAUCGGCUGACUCGGAAUCAGACCAACGUUUCCAUUUACAUCAUCACCACCAUCACCACCAUCAUGACUCUGAUUCAGACCCGGAAGAAAGUAAUAUCGAAGAGCACCACUUCCAUGGGCCAGGUGGUCUAUUUGGUCAACGCACUAUCCAUCGCUCUCCUGAGACGUCGGCCUACAGUCGCAGAUCGCGAGUCCGUCCUGGAAGUAGUGAUGACAUAAUCCGUAGAUUCACCGAGAUGAUUGAUGAGAUUAGUGGUCCCGGCAUGGUGGGCCGCUCAGGACCAGAAACUCUGUUUAACGAGAAUCAGAAUGGCCCUCAAUUCACAUACCGGACAUUUCGCGGUCCAGGGUAUAGUGGCGGCGUAAGCAGCUUCACCAUUACGACUGGUACAAGUGCUCGAAGACCUCAAGGUCAAACAGGACCGAGAUCUCCAUUUGGUGCCGAUGACCCUUUCCAAAGGAUCUUUAGUGAAAUCCUGUCCUCAGGUCCCGCCUUCCAGCCCAUGGAUCGUGGUGAUGCAUCCGCUAGGGAUUCCAACCAACAGGGCAAUGAUGGAGACGCCGCCGGUCGCCCGAUGGAUAUUGGAACUGCUUUAAAUCAGCUUCUAGCUUCAAUCGUAAACCCUGGCGCAAUCCAUGGCGACGCCGUCUACUCCCAGGAGGCAUUGGACCGAAUUAUCACCAAUUUGAUGGAAGCUAAUCCUCAAUCGAAUGCUCCACCCCCGGCGACUGAAAAUGCUAUUGCGUCGCUACCGAAGAAAAAGUUAGAUGAAGCAAUGCUAGGACCCGAACUGAAGGGUGAAUGUACAAUCUGUAUCGACGAGGUAAAAGUGGGAGACGAAGUCGUAGUACUUCCUUGCAGACACUGGUUUCAUGAAGAGUGUGCUAGCUUGUGGUUAAAGCAGCAUAAUUCAUGCCCAGUCUGUCGGGCAGCUAUUGAUGGCGCUGCUGCUGGUAAGCCCCCCAACGAAGCGACUAGCUCACAGAAUUCGACACGGCCUACCGAUCCCUCAUCGUCUAGGCCCACGCCCGCAGAAAGACGUAGGACUCAUUUGCAGCAAAGGCGAGAAGAGAGGCUUGAUUCCAUUCGCGGCGUAGCUGCUUCUUCCCAAGAUCGACCAUAUCUGCGUCAUCGGGAUUCAUAUUCCCCUCCAUCUCAGAACUCCUCAGCCCAGCGCUCACCAAGGGUUAGAAGUCCUUCACCGUCAAGCAGAGGGGUCAAUCAUACUGAACGAGGCCGUGAUAAUCGAGGCUCAUCAGGUUCCGGGCCUUUGAAUUGGAUUAGAGACCGAUUCAGCGGAAGGUGAUUCCUCGGCGUCCAGUCUUAUUGAGUGUGAUAGCAAUGAAGUUGGUGCGAAAAAGGAGGGUUUCCGACAUAGAGAGCCGGGGAAACCCAGAUAUGCUUCUUAAUGAGGGAUUGGAUUGUGGCAUGAUAUGAACUGGUGUGAUACAACAAUGGCUUCUAUUCACCUGGCUCUGCAAAACCGCGUUGACAUUCAGUAGUGGUGCUGGACGA